Messenger RNA from Colletotrichum scovillei, 2422 nucleotides. RefSeq names its product diacylglycerol kinase catalytic domain-containing protein. The transcript has 4 exons. Lineage: Eukaryota; Fungi; Ascomycota; Sordariomycetes; Glomerellales; Glomerellaceae. Gene Ontology annotation, cellular component: cytoplasm; membrane; intracellular membrane-bounded organelle. Gene Ontology annotation, biological process: sphingosine biosynthetic process. The record is from RefSeq and is a predicted model, not a curated record. Bases 528 to 2126 code for a protein of 532 amino acids.
CAUCGCUUCAAUUCUUUGCUUGGGCCUACAGGCUUCACACAGUAAGGUACCUUGCUGCAUACACCAGCACAACUAGCACCAAAGGUCGAUUUCCCUUCCUGGACUUCAGUCCUCCUUCGUCAACGACGGGCCUCGGGACGUGCUCUUAGCCUCCGACUAACCCAACUCCCUUGCAACUAUUCCUAUUCGGCUUGCGCCAACGCCCUUCUUCCCAAGUUCCUCCUCCGGCUUGGUACAACGGCGCAGUAAUAAUUCACCUUUAUCCUCUUCUUCUCUUCUCUUUCCUCCUGCAACCCCUGGGAGCUUGUGACCACCCCAUCAACAGCACCCGCCGUAGCGUCCGUUACCAACAACUAGUCAACGACUGACUACCAUGUCUCGUCGCGACAUCUGCUAGCACUGACCGAUCUCCUUUUGCAUCUUCGUCACCUUCGCUCGCCUAUAACUCUGUCUCUCGCCGGACGUGAACGGUCUGUUCCGCCAGCUUCUACUCGUCUGUCGCUUAUUUCACCCUUGCACACUUCACGAUGGCCACCCUCGCAGGGGAACACAACACGGCCCCGAACGGGACCGAGUCCAUCUCCGAGUCCUCCCAAUCCUACGGCAAGCCCGCCUCUAGAAACGGCCCACCAGAGACGAUCAAGGUCGACGGCAACAAAUCUUUGACUCUAACCUCGGAGAAUCUCCUUCUGAAUGACCCAACAGCGAACAAAGCCAACCGGACUUGCGGUUUUGCUGGGUUUGGCGCAUCAGCACCCUCGAUGCAAACCGUCCCCUUAUACAACGUCCUCUGGGCCGAACUGACGGGAGAGACCCUCACGAUCGACUACGCGAAACAGGCCGGCAAGCAACGAGUACAGGCUGCGAAAUGGACUUUUACGGUUAACGAUGCGGAGAGCCCGGAUGUCAAGUCCUGGAUCGAUACCCUUAUGAAAAAAGCAUACGGCCCGGCGAAACUAUGCAAGAGAGCAAAGGUCUUGGUUAACCCGCAUGCCGGACCGGGAGGCGCGGAAAAGAAAUGGCGUGUAGACGUCGAACCUCUGUUCAAGGCGGCGCGCAUGCCCAUGGACGUGGAGCACACCACCUACUCAGGCCAAGCUCUUGAAAUAGCGCGGGAAGUCGACGUGAACGCGUUUGACACGAUCGUUACCUGCUCUGGUGAUGGUUUGGCUCACGAGGUAUUCAAUGGUCUGGGUCAGCGGCCCGAUGCGUCCCAAGCCCUGCACAAGAUUGCCGUCUCGCACAUUCCCUGCGGCUCGGGCAAUGCGAUGAGCUGCAAUCUUUACGACUCGUAUCGACCGUCGAUCUGCGCUCUUGCCAUCAUCAAGGGAGUUGAGACCCCAAUGGAUCUGGUCAGUAUCACACAGGGCGACCGACGCACCCUCAGUUUCUUGAGUCAGGCCCUUGGCGUAGUGGCCGAGAGCGACCUGGCUACCGAACACUUGCGGUGGAUGGGCGGCGCGCGCUUCACCUGGGGCUUCUUGGUCAGAAUAUUCGAAAAGAAGUGCUACCCCUGCGACUUGGCUGUAAAAGUCGAGAUCGAGGACAAAGCGGGCGUCAAGAAGCACUACAAGGAGUACACGCGCAGCGCGUCGGCAACACAUUCGGGCGCCAGCGAGCCUCCGAGAGCGGAGAAUGCUGAUGCUGUUUCGAGUCCUUUCGAUGACCAGGAGGGACUGCCGCCUUUGAGAUUCGGCACCAUCAACGAUGCUCUGCCGGACGGAUGGGAACUGAUACCCCAUGACAAGAUGGGCAACUUUUAUUGCGGAAAUAUGGCAUACAUGGCCGCCGACGCCAAUUUCUUCGCCGCUGCUCUCGCCAAUGACGGUCUGAUGGACCUUGUCUGCAUCGACGGAGACAUGUCAGUCGGCGCCCAGCUGAGCAUGCUAAUGUCUGUGGAGAAUGGAAAAUUCUUUGAUAACUCUUUGGUAUCGUACCGCAAGAUUUCCGCCUACAGGAUCAUUCCAAAGAACCAGAAAGACGGCUACAUCAGCAUCGACGGCGAAAAGGUGCCCUUUGAGCCCUUCCAGGCCGAGAUUCACCACGGUCUUGGCAGGGUCAUUUCGAAGCGUGGCAAGUACGAAGCCCCCGGUCCCCUAGGCUGGGAGAAGAUGUCCCUACCCUAAGCGAUCGAACCAGAGCUGCACAGGGAAGGGAGACGAAAUGGGGUCUCCGGCUGUGAUUGAGGUCGAGACGGCCAGCCACGAUAUGGCACGAUGGUAUUCCGGGCCAUUAGCGAAAGGAGCAGAAGCGGAAGCGAAAGCGGAGUAGGGAGCAGUGAUUUGUUUCUUCAAAAGUCGAGAUACCCAGAUAGAACAAGACGAGAAGAGCACAGCCGUCGUCGGGCUGAGCUGGAAGAGAAGGCAGCCAGGUUGGUAAUAAGGACAGCCAUUGGAUAUCACUGUAUACUAUAGAGUACAGC